UCCGUACUAAAAAGGUGCGUGCGCUUUGUAGCAUGCGCAAUGUAUUUACAGUUUGUACACAAAAUGCCGUCGGAGUCUAAAAGUAUGACAGCUCAAACGGAAAAACCAAAUCAUUAUUCGUAUUUGAAGGAAUUUCGUGUGGAGCAGUGCCCAUUAUUUCUUCAACACAAAUGCACUCAACAUAGACCUUUCACAUGUUUCCACUGGCAUUUUAUGAACCAGCGUCGUCGGAGACCGGUUAGAAAAAGGGAUGGCUCUUUUAAUUACAGUGCUGACAAUUACUGCACAAAAUUUGAUGAAACUACUGGGGUUUGCCCUGAAGGAGAUGAGUGCCCGUUCCUGCACCGCACGGCCGGCGACACGGAGCGCAGGUACCACCUGCGCUACUUCAAGACCUGCAUGUGCGUGCACGACACGGACAGCAGGGGGUUCUGCAUGAAGAAUGGCCCCCACUGCGCCUUCGCGCACGGCAACCACGACCUCAGGCCGCCCGUGUACGACGUCAAGGAGCUCCAGGCACUAGAAAAUUCCGAUUCUGAUCCCAAUGCUGUUAGCAAUGGUCCAAACGUUUUGGAUAAAGAGCGUAACUUGAUGAAUGAAGACCCGAAAUGGCAAGACACGAGUUACGUGCUGGCGAAUUACAAGACUGAGCCCUGCAAGAGGCCUCCCAGACUGUGCAGGCAGGGGUACGCGUGCCCCCAGUACCACAACAGCAGGGACAAGCGGAGAAGUCCCAGGAAGUUCAAAUACAGGUCGACGCCCUGCCCCAGCGUGAAGCACGGGGACGAGUGGGGCGAGCCGGCCAACUGCGACGGAGGCGACGGCUGCCCCUACUGCCACACCCGCACCGAGCAGCAGUUCCACCCGGAGAUAUACAAGUCCACCAAGUGCAACGACGUGCAGACGGCGGGCUACUGCCCGCGCGGCGUCUUCUGCGCGUUCGCGCACGUCGAGCAAGAAAUAGCUUUAGCCCGAGACUUGGCCGCUUGCGUGGACUCCGGAACGAAUUUCGCCGAUUUGCUGUCAAGCGCCUUGCCGCAGGAUAAGAGAGAUAACGGAGGCACUUCAGAUGGAGCAAAGAAGGAUGAUAAAAAUGGAGAUGUCUUUGGCCUGUCCAAGAGCCACCCGGACAGCGACUUCUUGCUGGACUCCCACGAGAUGUGCAAGCAGAGCAUGUACUACUACGGCAGCUCUGGGCCCGCCGUCAUGCCGACCAGGGUCUCCCCGCUGGCCUCGUCGUUCUACCCCGCCUCGGACACCGUCGAGUCUGUCAUAGGGAACGCUCUGGAUGACCUAACCAUGGACGACCCCCUCAACAUCGCGGCGUCCUUGGACAAGGACUUGGAAAACGACUCGCCAACAUUUUCAAACUCGAUCUCUGCUGGGCUGGCUAGUUCAGGCUUGCUGGGCAGCUCGGCCCCGGUCAACAUCCCGGGCAGCUCGCUGAACGACCGCGCAAGCGCGCUGAGCAACUUCUCCCCGUCUGCGUCGUCGCCCCUGCACCAGCUGCAGUCUGGCUUCCUGUCCACGCCCCGCUUCUCCCACCUCGACUCCGUUGACUCGGGCACGGCGUUCGUGAGCUCGAGCCGCCUGCAGCUGAGCAGCAGCGCGUCCAAGGUCAGCUACUCGUCAGGGGGGCUGUUCGACUUCGCCAACCACCAGAGCAUGUCGCCCGGGGGACGGGCCUCGCACGCCGCCACCUCAUUGGUCAACAGCUUCUCCAUGAGCCCUUCCUUGGCGACCGGCCUGCCCAGCGAUGUGCAGCGGCUGUACGAGGAGCUGGCGUCCGGCCGGUCGCAGCUGGCCUCCUGGGACGAGCGCAUGGCGCAGGCCCGCAAGGCGUGUGAGGCGUGGCAGCGCGAGGCGGAGGAGGCCCGCAAGCAGGCGGGCAUCGCGGAGCAGCAGAGGGACGAGGCCCUGUCCCAGGCCAAAGCCCUCCAGAAGGAGGUGGACCUGCUCCAGGGCAGCCCCUACCUGCACGGCCUCAGACGCAGGUCCGAGCUGAAGACCCUGUCGCUGCCGACGCUCAAGUCCCUGCAGUCCCAGCUACAGAACGACUUGGAGGAGAUCGACAAGGCCAUCUACCAGCAGACGGCGACCAAGUGCAUGGCGUGCGAGGUGCAGAACCGCAGCGUGGCGCUGCUGCCGUGCAGUCACUUCGUGGUGUGCGAUGGCUGCGCGCCCGGGACCAAGGAGUGCCCUUACUGCCGGGCGCCGGUCGUGGCUCCCCCCCUGUAGUGGCCCCAGGCUCGACGGACUUGUCUCCGCGCUCGCGUGGGCGCCUUCGCGGAUGUCAAAGGGAUUGUGCUCCCCCCCUGUUGUUUGUCAACCCAGCCCUCUUAGCCAGAGUGGCCCUACCGGCCUGGGGCCUCCACGCCGUGUACGCGAAACAGGAGAGGUGUUAGAGAUCCGGCUAUGCCCAGAGGCCGAGACUACCCAUGGGCGUCGCAAGGAUAUAUUUUUUUGGGAGGACGACUUCAAUUGGUUCAGUUGUUGAGGAAUAUCCAUCCCCUGUAAAAAAAAAAAAAAAAGCGGGGGGUCCGGUGGUCCUCUCCCGGGGAAAAUUUGGGGUUUGAUGGUGCAGAAAGGUGGUUUUUAGGCAUUUUUCUUUCCUAAAUAUUCUAAUUAUAGUUGGUUGCAAUAAAUAAUUAAUUUUUUUAUAAAACAUAUUUUCAGAGAACAAAUUUGUAAGAACACAGUUAACAUAUCCGCUGGUGCUAUAUCCACGCAAAAUCAUUAAUUUAAACAUCAGGAGAAAACCUUGAAUGUUACACUUAAAUGCCGCAGCAGUAUUAAGAAUAUUUCGCACAUGUACACGAACAUAAGUAAUAAAGUGAUUGUAUUCACUAUUAUUAAUUAUAGUAUCUCUCCUCGGUGCCGGACCUGAUUUUGAAUUUACACGAAGAUGGAACUACAAAAGGGCUCACAUUACCAUGAUUGGACUAAAUGCACCUUGCACAACAUAUGGGUUGUAUCACAGAAAUCAUAUUUUUAAUGUAAUUACGAAACUGAAUAUGUUAUUGGAGGGGACGAAAUUGAAGACUUUUAUUAUUGGGGGGGACGUGGUCGUCGUCGUCGUCGUCGUCCCCCCCCCCCCCCCCCCCCCCCCGGUUGCGACGCCCAUGGGCUACCCAUCCCAGUAUGGACACCACCGUCACCCCCAGCCUCACUUUCCGGACGAUUCUUCUGAGCGACACCAGCCCAGUGGCCGCCCUUGCGCUACAUCUUAAAAACGUGUCUGUUUGAUUCACGCACCAUCGCCGACUAUUCUCAGAGGUGUUGCGGAGUAUUACGACUGAAAAGAUCAAACUUAAAUCAUGUAAUACGUAGAUGCAAGAAUGAAACUUUAUUUAUUAAAAAAAAAAAAAUGUCAAAAAGUAAAUCUAUAACAAUUACACAAAAAUAAUUCAGCCAAGAACAUUACCUGUUUGUGGUUUACUGGUCUUGAAAGUGUUAAUGAUAUUUCGUGAGUUGAUUGUUUUGUUACAAAGCAUUUAAUUUGUAUAGUUAAUUUUUUUUUUUUAACUUAAUAAUAUUUGAAAAUUAAGGUAUUUGUAUUAUGUAUACUCCACUGUAUUUUGUAAAAACAGAAUUUUUGUUAAAUGAAAACAGUUAAGUGAUAAGAGAAUGUAAACAUAAAAUGUUUUUAGUGACUUAGUUGUGUAAUUUCUCAGUUGAAAUUUUUUUUCUUUAUGUUUUCAAGUUGUUUCUGGGUUCAGUAAGGUGAAGUCCGUAUCAGAUUAUCUUUUGCAAAAAUAAAAAAAUUUCUAAGUGAACAAAUAUCAGUAGAUACGUAAAAAAUUUUUUAUAUAUAUAUUUAAAAUAGAACACCAUUUCCUGUGCAUAACGUUAAAUAAUGUUUUAAGUGCCGGUGAACCGGUUUAAGAACACCAUUUCCUGUGCAUAAUGUUACCUAAAUAAUGUUUUAAGUGCCGGUGAAGUGGUUUGAUCGCCGAUGUAUGCGACUACUCUCUGAACUGCGUUCCUCGGAUCACUUCCCGCCCACGCCGUGCGUACCUCCCACCGUCCCGGUCGUGCCGCUAGCAGGGUCGGUGCAAGGUAAAUUGGAGCCCUAGACAAAAAAAAACCUUAAUGCCACCCCCCCCCCCCCCCCUCCACAAACCCCCGCCGGACACCCCAAAAACAAUUUUCCUUGCCUCAAAAUACAUCACGUAAGCCUAAGAUUUUGUCAACAAUCAAAUGUAAGCAGGCUUGUGUUUUUUUUUUUUUUUUUACUUUUUUAACUUAUUACAAAUCAUAAACAGGUCGCCGUGGACUUUAAAUAACCACUUAUAUCAAUAUAAACAUUCCAAACUGUUACAAAAAUCCAUUUUCGUCUAGUUUCAAUAAUCGUUAAACAUAUUGUAUGAGCUGUUGUGUGUCGUGCUGCGCCGCCCCCAGCUACUCGGCGCCCCGGGCGGUCGCCUGGUUCGCCUGUACGGACGCGCCGGCCCUGGCCGCUAGGUCGGGGCUUGUUGCAGUGUCUUGUGGGUCGGCGUGUCCCGGCCAGCCGCAAGGAUGAGGUCUCUGUCGACUGCCAGGUUCAGAUCAAACCACGUACAGGGCCAUCCGGAGAAACCAAGGUUCCAGGGGGCAAAUAAUCUGUAGCGUGCCCCCCCCCCCUCCCCCCUUCACCAUUUCUAUUAUUUAACAACCAACUUUUUUUGAAACCCCACGAUCAAAACAAAAAAAAAAUAAAGAAUCCCAAAGACUGUAAAUGUUAUGGAUCUGUUAACUGUAAACGUGAUAUGUGCGUAAUGCAUUUACUUGCGAGGUUUAGUGUGGAUAUUCCAUUAACGGUAAGACUUUUAAUUUUCUUCGUAUCAGGCUGAACCCAAGCAUUGGAAAAAAAAAAAUAUCUGGAAAAAUUAGCCGGGUCUUCCUGGUGCCUGGGUCUGUGGGUAUUCUGUCCCCUUCCCCUCACUCUUCUCUCCCUCUACCUUGUGAUUCAAUGACUCUGGAUGACACGCUCUCGCAACAAUUCAAUUACUAUAUGUAGUGCAUUCCAGCCAGUCGUCCAGAUGGUAUCGUCGUGAGACUGGUUGCUGGAAGUUGGACUCCAAACUGGACUGAUUGGCUGGAGUCUGCUGUAGUAAAUUAUACUUUUAAAGUUAGAACUACCUACUAUACAUUGAUAUGAGAGGUGUGGUUAAACUGAACGUCACAAACCAUAAUGGCAUAAAAAAAAUAUAUGAGUAGAGCCACGGAAAUUUCGCGGAUUCAUUUAGUCGCAAGCUAGAAUGCAAACCUCCACACUCUCGCACUGUGUUCAUGAUUGGACCGCAGUUGUUUGGACACGCCCGUCUACGACCGUGAGUCAACGAUGUCCAGCUAGGAGAGGAGUAAGCGAAUCAGGUAAUGCCAAAUAACAAGAAUAAAAAUGUUCUCGCUAAUAAAUAAACCAAUGGGAAAGUAAACAUGGGUCGAGCACACCUAUAACUUUGAAUUCUAUCCUGAGGCCAGAGGAAUCCGCGAAAUUUCCGGGACUCUAUAUAUGAGGAAAAAGAAUAGACAGAGGGGUUUAUUUUUGGUGCUAGAAAAGCUAUAAGAGAGACUAACUGUUUUUGGGACACCCUCGCCCGUGAUGUUGGCUUGCCACCUCGCUACGUAGAGUCUCGGUAGGGUUGACCUCGUGGGCCCGAUUGGCUGACAUCGCUGUGGGCCUUGUUUUCGUGGUGUGCUGCCACCCCUUUCCCGCCCUAUUCAACCCCUCGACCUGCAUACAAGCAAGAGCAACUGACAGUCUACUGGCGAUUUGUUGAUUUGUUUGUGUAAAACUUGUGAACGUGAACCGAAAACUUGAGUAAACAGUAAAUACUCUGCGUAGUUUUAGAAGAUGGAUGCGGAAAAUGAUAAUUUUAUUUAUUUAUGAUAUUUAAAAGUUCAAUCUCUAUGUAUAUAUAGCAGUAACUUAUGCUGAAGAACGGGAAUUAAGAGGUUUGCAAGUUUCAGGAUGUCAUCUCUUACUUCCGCAUGUACCGUAGAUAGGGAUUCCAUUUCUUUAUCUUUCCGAUCAGGAACAUGGAAAAUUGAGUUCAGAAUGGUUUGGAAAUAGAUUUUUUUUUUUUUAAUGCAAUUUAAGCUGUUCCUGUUUAUGAAUGAAGUUGUUAUUUUUCCUCUCACUUUGCAGUGGAACUCUGUUUCAACGUUUCUGAAGGGACCAAAGGAUUUUUAUUUUGUAUUUUCGAUCAUGUAGUGACUGCGAUAAGUCCUUUUGAAAAAAAUAUUCAAACGUAGCUGGAAGAACAGAAAAAAAAAUCACAGAAACAGGAAUAGUUUAACCUUGUCUCACGGUUCAUCCGACCGUGCUCUGCAUUAAAGUAGUUGAUUUAUUUUUCUGUGUUGGAGCUCUGUGGUUUUGAUCGGAGGGAACCAUGAUCAGUUUGUAGUUUCUGGCAUAUGAGACGACAUCAGUUUCUCAGUGAGAAAAUUUCAAAAAUUAAUUUGCGUGUUUCUUCACACGAGACAUGAGGCCAAUAAAACAUGUCGACCAGCAGUCACGUAAACCGAAGAAGAAGAAGAAGAAGAUAGAUCAGUUGUAAAUUCUUCAGCAUGUAUGAAGAGACCAUAUCACAAAGCUAAGCUCAUCAGAUACGAAACACAAAUACUUGGAGGUGGCAAGUGUAGAUCUAGAUUCAAGGGUAAAAAUAAACAGGCUCGAGUUUUCAGUUCAUUAUAAAAAUAGCUCUUACCCAUUCUUUGUGCAACAGUGGUAUAAGACAAGUAGCUUGACUUCUGGGUUGUAGCCGCGUCCUUGGCAAAUAAUUCAUUAAAUUUUGGUCGACAUUGCAGUCACCAUC
This is a messenger RNA of Bacillus rossius redtenbacheri, 6800 nucleotides long. RefSeq names its product putative E3 ubiquitin-protein ligase UNKL (gene unk). The record is from RefSeq and is a predicted model, not a curated record. Lineage: Eukaryota; Metazoa; Arthropoda; Insecta; Phasmatodea; Bacillidae. The transcript has 14 exons. Gene Ontology annotation, molecular function: metal ion binding. Bases 40 to 2238 code for a protein of 732 amino acids.